AUCAUGGAGAGAUCUAAAGAAAACUGCAUUUCAGGGCCUGUUAAGGCUAUAAUUCCACUUGGUGAUGGACCAAAACGUGUUCCAGUGACUCAGCAAUUUCCUUCUCAGAACCUAUUAUCUGCAAGUAGUGGCCAGGCUCAGCGGGUCUUGUGUCCUUCAAACUCCUCCCAGCGUGUUCCUUCGCAAGCACAAAAGCUUGUCUCCGGUCAUAAACAGAAUCAGAACCAGAAGCAGUUGCAGGCAACCGGCGUACCUCAUUCUAUCUCCAGGCCACUGAAUAACACCAAAAAAAGAGAUAAUCCUGAAAAGGAACUAGCAUCAAAACAGAAAAAUGAAGAAUCAAAAAAAAGGCAGUGGGCCUUGGAAGAUUUUGAAAUUGGUCGACCUCUGGGUAAAGGAAAGUUUGGUAAUGUUUAUUUGGCAAGAGAAAAACAAAGCAAGUUUAUACUGGCUCUUAAAGUGUUAUUUAAAGCUCAGCUGGAGAAAGCAGGGGUGGAGCAUCAGCUCAGAAGAGAAGUAGAAAUACAGUCCCACCUUCGGCAUCCUAAUAUUCUCAGACUGUAUGGCUAUUUCCAUGAUGCUACCAGAGUUUACUUAAUUCUAGAAUAUGCACCGCUUGGAACAGUCUACAGAGAACUUCAGAAACUUUCCAAGUUUGAUGAGCAGAGAACUGCUACUUAUAUCACAGAAUUGGCAAAUGCCCUGUCUUACUGUCAUUCGAAGAGAGUUAUUCAUAGAGACAUUAAGCCAGAGAACCUCCUUCUCGGAUCAGCUGGAGAGCUUAAGAUUGCAGAUUUUGGGUGGUCGGUACAUGCUCCAUCCUCCAGGAGAACCACUCUCUGUGGCACCCUGGACUACCUGCCCCCCGAGAUGAUUGAAGGCCACAUGCAUGAUGAAAAGGUGGAUCUGUGGAGCCUUGGAGUUCUGUGCUAUGAAUUUUUAGUUGGGAAGCCUCCUUUUGAGGCAAACACAUACCAAGAGACCUACAAAAGAAUAUCACGGGUUGAAUUUACCUUCCCUGACUUUGUAACAGAGGGAGCCAGGGACCUCGUUUCAAGACUGUUGAAGCAUAAUUCGAGCCAGAGGCUAACUCUAAGAGAAGUACUUGAACACCCCUGGAUCACAGCAAAUUCAUCAAAAGCAUCAAAUUGCCAAAAAAGCAAAGAAUCCACUAGCAUAGAAUCUUAGGAAUCAUGCAGAGGGAGAAAUCUUGAGCCAGGGCUGCUGUAUAAUCUGUCAGGAACACGCUACUGAAAUCUGUUUCACUGUUGACUGUCUGCCUUCAAUCUAGAGGAAAUGUUGUUUUACUCAGCAGGCAGUGCCUUGGCCUCCCUAUUCAGAAAGCUCCAC
Molecule: messenger RNA, 1350 nt
Organism: Cynocephalus volans (Philippine flying lemur)
Lineage: Eukaryota; Metazoa; Chordata; Mammalia; Dermoptera; Cynocephalidae
Product: aurora kinase A
Exons: 1
Coding region: 4-1188 (394 amino acids)
Biological process (GO): mitotic cell cycle; mitotic spindle organization; meiotic spindle organization
Cellular component (GO): kinetochore; spindle pole centrosome; chromosome passenger complex
Molecular function (GO): protein kinase activity; ATP binding
Source: RefSeq, a predicted model, not a curated record